Clonostachys byssicola is the source of this 2019-nucleotide messenger RNA. The record is from the annotation of a GenBank genome assembly. Lineage: Eukaryota; Fungi; Ascomycota; Sordariomycetes; Hypocreales; Bionectriaceae.
AUGUCACAAGGGCCGAGCUCACCUACAAGAAACCGGAAAACCUUCUCUGGCUGCUGGUCAUGCCGAGAACGCAAAAUCAAGUGCGAUGAAGCGAAGCCAACCUGUCGCCAGUGCAUGAAGAGUCGCUUGGAAUGUAAGGGUUACGGUCUAAGACUCCAAUGGAUCAUCAACAAACAACCAGAUGCGGAGUUCCCUGGUGUUAACAAUCCACGCAGAAAUAUCGCUCUGGAUGCUCAUACACCAGUGCUUUCACUCGAAAGAAUUGAUGAGAUACUAACUAGUCUUGGCCACUAUGAUCCAAGGUACCGGCCUUCCCUACAUGAGAGUGUAGAUAUUUUCACGGGAUGUUUUGGAGUCUUUCGGGAUGUGGAUUCCGGACUUAAUGCUUCACCAUUACCCAUAGACUUCGCACCAAUAAACACAGAGUCUCAACAUACACUCAACAAUGCGAACAUUACUGUGUCCCCAGCCAUAGGUGACAGUACUGGUAUUGAUGAAUUCGAUCACGACUUCUCUGUCCCCGAAGAUCACAGGGAGUUCUUGAUCAACGGCUCUUCAAAUCAAUCACCAAGCAUCUCUAGGUUUGGCAUUGAUAGCCGAAAUCAAAGCAUACUAAACGCCCGCGGUAGUUUUUCCGAGGAGAUUGAGACUGAUGCUUUCGGACUUUACGAAAAUGGAGUCGAUUUGACUUCCCAUUCGGUUACUCUCGGGAAGACAGAGAAGUUCCUGAUACACUACUAUUCAAAGCGUGUUGUAAACCUUUUUUGUGUCAUUGAAAAUGGGACAAGCCCGUGGAAGUCGAUCCAUCUUCCCAAGAUACUCCAUGCAGUGGGAGAAAUAACCAUUGAGGGGGAAACAUCGAGAAUAUGCGAAGCUCUUGUACGCUCGUGUCUUUCAAUCAGCGCCUUCUGUCUGUCGAAUGAUUGCAGAUUACGGCUCCAAGAGACUAAAGCCAUCAAAUGGGAACAGUUGGCUCAUGAGUUUCGACUUCAAGCUAUCAAGCUUCUUAGGAAUGCGAUGGAAGAAGACUUUUACCCAAACAAUGGAAUAAAGUACACGGACUUUCUUGCCACCACUUUGUCUAUGAUUACAAUCGACGUGAUGUCAGGCGAAACGGCCACCUGCGGAAUCCACUUAGAUGGGGCUCUACGGUUAAUAAAUCACGGGCACACCUGGAAGGAACAAAAUUCCAGCAAAGCAGAGACUCUUCACCGGAUGUAUUUUUAUCUGCGAGCGAUUUUCGAGAGCACAUUGCCCCGAAAUAGCCGAUCGCGAAGGCUACGAACAUUGUAUUCCACUGAGGAAAACGUGGACUCUCAAGACGUGUUUUGCCACAAGAUCGUUGCCAGAUGUUCGCCUUGUUCAACGCAAUCCGCCUCAGACCAAGUUACAGAUCCAAAGAUUGGAAGCUACGAGAGCAUUUAUGGUGUCCCUUAUAGCCUCCUCUUCCUACUGACCAGAGCCAUUGACCUUAUCUACAAACUUUCUGAUGAAUCAUUCGAUGGCCGAAUCCCAUUACAUCUUAUGGACGAGUGUGAUGAACUCGAACAUUCCAUAAUGGAUUGGCCUGCUCACACCAACUUCCCAUCUGAACCGCCAACUAACUCUUCUUCAAACACCAAAAUCGUUUACUAUCAUACGGCCGCCUUUCAUGAAGCGCUCAUCAUCUACUUUGCACAGCACGUUCGGCUUGUCGGUCACCGUUUCCUACAGCCACAUAUCCGGGCAGUCCUGGAUAGAAUGGAAGUCAUUGAGGAAAUCAAAGUCGAAACCAACCUGGUCGCUGCCCCACUGUAUUGGCCUGCCUUUAUUGCCGGUAGUGAGGCCUUUGAUAAGGCCCUACAAAAUAGGUUUCGGAAGUGGUACGAGCAUGUGAUGUUCUACGGGAUAGAGGCGCUAAGGACAGGAUUCUCUAUACUCGAAGAUGUCUGGGCAACGGGGCCGCAGAGAGCAGAUAGGGUUACGAGCUCAUGGCGCGAGUUGGUAGAAAAGUCAGGCAAGAUACUAAUGUUGAGUUGA